Molecule: messenger RNA, 2847 nt
Organism: Xenopus tropicalis (tropical clawed frog)
Lineage: Eukaryota; Metazoa; Chordata; Amphibia; Anura; Pipidae
Gene: ttc9b
Product: tetratricopeptide repeat domain 9B
Exons: 3
Coding region: 63-707 (214 amino acids)
Source: RefSeq, marked validated
CUCCCUCUCUCCGUCCCUCUUCAGCAUCCUCAGCAUCCUCACAUCCCUGUGGCUCUUUCCAUAUGCAAAGCAGGACAUAUAUCCAAAGAGAUCAGGCCUUGGGAUAUUCCCAGCAUGGGCCACCAGUAAGGGCAAUGGGAGACCAAAAGACUGGCAUUGGGGGCUUAAGGCUUGCCCCCAUCCCAGAGCCAGAAAUGGAUGGUAGAAUCCAGAAGGCUGUGGAGUUCAAGGCAGAAGGAAAUCGCUAUUACAAAGACAAGAAAUUCCGAGAUGCUAUUGGCAAGUACCACCGGGCUCUGCUGGUGCUCAAGGGCGUCCAUGAAGAAGGGGAGGAUGGGAAAGGAAAUGGCAGGGAAGCAGCAAGGUUGACGGAUGCUCAGAAAGUCCGGGUGGAGGCCACAGAGAUUGAGUGUUAUGACAACCUGACUGCCUGUUUGCUGCAGUCGGAGCUGGUGAACUAUGAGCGGGUAAAGGAAUAUUGCCUGAAGGUGUUGGAGAGACAGAACAGCAACUUCAAAGCCACCUACCGAGCUGGCAUCGCCUUCUACCACCUAGGGGACUAUAGCAAUGCCCUGCUGUAUUUGAAGGAAGCCAGAAGGCGGGAGCCCUCAGAUACCAAUGUUCUUCGGUACAUCCAGCUGACAGAGAUGAAGGUGCAGAGAUCCAGCCAACAAGAGAGGAAAGGAUUAAAAGAAGUUAUUGGAUAACUAACUCCUUCCCUCAUACAUUCUCUAGCCCUUUAUCAGACUUAGGAUGCCAUCUAAGGAAUGGAAUGACCUGCUGCAAUGUAAAGCCAUGGCCAGCUAAACCAGCCUGUUUUAGUAUCCGCCAGUGUAUGAGGAUACUGAAUAUAAUCAGGAGAGUACCACUAGCCAGAUGUCAAACUGUUCAAGUGUCUUUCUGAAAAAAAAAAAUCUGUCUAAAAUCCACAUUUCUCUUUUGCUCACAUUGACUACCUAUAUGUAAAUAUAUGUUUGUUUGUAUAGAUGUAUAUAUAUAUAUAUAUAUAUAUAUAUGCAUAUAGAUAUAUAUAUAUAUAUACCUAUAUAAUAUAUGAGACCUCUGUAGUGCUUAUUGAGUAAGCCUCAUGUAUGAUUUAUAAAACCACAACGAUGUUCAAUAGACUUGGCAGUUUUUCUCUGCACAGGCAUAUAAUAGCUAUAGUCUGAAUACCCACUGAUGGUCUAGGGCAGCGUUUUUCAACCACUGUUCCGCGGCACACUAGUGUGCCGCGAGAUGUUGCCUGGUGUGCCGUAGGCAGGGCACCAAUGUACUAGGGGGGCACUGCUCUUGGCACCAAUGUACUAGGGGGGCACUGCUGCUGGGCACCAAUGUACUAGGGGGGCACUGCUGCUGGGCACAGAGUUAAAUUUUUUAACAUUUUCUAAUGGUGGUGUGCCUCGUGAUUUUUUUCAUGAAACAAGUGUGCCUUUGCCCAAAAAAGGUUGAAAAACACUGGUCUAGGGUUUCAGAUGACUGUUUAGAUUAAGGGCAGAUUAAAGUUCAGAUUAAUGCAACAGCACACAUACAGUAGCAUUUGUAUACAGACGGAGGAAGCGAUGCACUGUCAUGCACUCACCCUUUUAGUUCAAUUGCCAGGCCUGGUGUUGGCCUGUGUGGAGCUAUACGGAGUGAAGAUUGGCCUGAAAACACUAAAGCAUACAUUUUCAGGCCAAUCUGUGUAGCUCCACAAAGGCUGAUGGAAUAGUGUGCUAUCACCAGGGAAAAACACCCUUAGGUGACAAGUGCCUGCAAAAAAUAGCCCAGUCUGCUAAGGUCCAUAAUAUAGGCCCAUAAUAAAAUAAAUAAAUGUGGCACUGUAUAGGCGCAAUUCAUGCUUUGCAAACUAAAAAAAAAGACAUGAAUGUGGCAGUGUUUCAGGCCUGCCUGGGCCAUUUGUCUAGAAUCAGAUGGCAUGCAUGACCAAAGUCAUCCUUACACUUUACAGCAAAAAUGAAAGGCUUCCAGCACUUUUGCUUUUACAGGUUCCAUUUGUUCUUAUACAUAUAUAUCUAAUGGUAUAAGUGCAAGUUGUUUUAGUGCCCCUACAUUCCUCAGGGUGCAGAGCCAGGAAAUACCUACGCUUUAGAGGGCACUAAGGAAAAAUACUUUUUUUCUGCAAUCUUUAUUUGACUUUAUUUUGAAUUUAAAUCUACAGAGGCAAUACUGAAAACUCUAUUUUCUACACAGAAGAGAUUUAAACACAAACAAGGUUCACCCAUCCUUAAAUAGAGAGGAGAAUUCACCUUUGCACCUGUUCCUAAAGUCUUUAGUUGCUAAUUUCCCUUUUUCCCCUGUUUACACUGGUAACAAAAAUGCCAUCAAUGUAUUCAUGGGACAUUUGUUAUGUCUGUUGGGUUUAAAACGGGUUUAUGGGCACUGAUGUUUGUGAUAGCAUGUUAACAGAAUCUCAUUACAAGGUUUAAAGCUAUUUUUACAUUAUACAACAUCAGUGACUCAAGCCCAAAUAACCCUGACGUAGGGGAAAAAAAAAACGAUUGAUAAAAAGAUCAAUAGAAACGCAAGGAUUCACCACAGAAGGAUCCCAAGGGGUUCAUUCACAAUUCUGAUGAGCUUUGUAACAUAUUUGCUCAUUAACAAUUUGCAGCAGAGCCAGCGGUUUCUGUCAAUUAAGCAUAAGCCCUACAGAGGCAGAAGUGUGUAUCAUAGACUCCUGGUACAAAUUAAUACAGUGUAGAACGUCUGACUGCUGUUCCUACGUAAAUGAAGUUACAUGUUCUGGCUAGGUGAAACAAUGCUGUGUUGGUCACAUACUGAUUUAUCAAGCCACCAAAUGAAUACUGGACUUUUGUUUUGUAAAUAAAAAUAGAAAAUUUUGUUUGUGUA